AUGUUAUCCACAUCCUCACCCCCGUCUGCCACUUCCUAAAAACCACUAGAUUUCUAAAUAAGCCCAAAUUAAUCAAUCAUCAGUUUUACCAGAAUUUCACUUGUACUGUUAUCACAUAUACAUGUACUCUCUUUUGAUUUGGCAAUGAAAUGAGUAACUGAAAACACCAAGUAAUAAUGGCUCUACCUCAACUCAUUCCUUGUCCUACUUCUUCAUCUUUCCCUCAGUCUCACCAACCUUCUUUAAACCCUAACUCUACAUUAAACCCUAAAUCUUUCAGAUUUUUCUCUAAUUCUUCUUCAACUCUUUUUCACCGCCGUAGAAGACCUAAUUUUCUACGUUGCUCAGCUUCUUCUUUCUCCGAAAAGCACCAUACUAAUCCACCGAAAUCUGAUGACGUUGUUGAGCUCCCGCUUUUCCCGCUUCCACUUGUCCUCUUCCCUGGAGCCAUUCUUCCUCUUCAGAUCUUCGAGUUUCGUUACCGCAUUAUGAUGCAUACUCUCCUCCAAACCGACCUCCGCUUUGGUGUCAUCUACUCUGACGCCGUUUCGGGGACCACGGAAGUUGGUUGUGUUGGCGAAAUCGUCAAACACGAACGACUUGUAGACGAUCGCUUCUUUCUCAUUUGUAAAGGUCAGGAAAGAUUUCGUAUUACGGGUAUUGUCCGUACAAAGCCAUAUCUUGUUGCGGAGGUGACGUGGCUGGAGGACAGACCAUCCGGUGAGGAACACUUGGACGCGUUGGCCAAUGACGUGGAGGGUUAUAUGAAGGAUGUGAUUCGCUUAUCCAAUCGAUUAAACGGUAAGCCUGAAAAAGAGGUUGUGGAUCUGCGGAGGAAUCUGUUUCCGACGCCGUUUUCGUUUUUUGUUGGGAGCACUUUUGAAGGUGCGCCCAGAGAGCAACAAGCGUUGCUUGAAUUGGAAGAUACAGCGGCCAGGCUCAAGAGAGAGAAGGAAACUUUAAGGAACACUCUUAAUUACUUGACUGCUGCUUCAGCUGUUAAAGAUGUGUUUCCUUCUUCAAGUUAAUAGUGUGAUUCUACAGGUCCAUUGUAGAUGCAUAUCAAGAACAGUCAAUGUUAGUGUUGAGUUAACUAGCGAUGUUUUCCGCAUUGUUGCGUCUUUGCUCAAUUAGUUUAUCAACGAAGCAGGAGCUUGAUUUGAAAUUAGUUUAGCUAUCAAGUUUGAAUUGAUCACUGCAGAAAGUACUAUUUGUGUAUAAAUGAUAUAUGAGCUAUAUGAAAAUAUUGUGGGCUUUUUUCUUCGUUUGAGUUGAGCUCUGUUAGUUCAAUAUUCAGCUUGCAACCUUAGUUAAGAGACUGAGCUAAAUGUUGUCAUGAUGGCUGAGCUAUGAAGUACCAAUUCUUAGUAAAGAGGAUUGAUAAAAAAUCAGCAGUGGUUGUUAUCAAGAAGCGGCUCCUUGGGCAAAACUUUUUCUUAGCUUGACUUUAGGCUAAAUGAACUAAUUUAAUUGAUGGUGGCAUUGUCUUUUAUGCUACGGAUGCGUAAUUGUUGGAUGUGUAUCUUGUUCCCACUCUAUAUGUUUUUGUGCGUGUCCUAGCUUAUAAUAUCCUUUGAUACUAUGGUUAGGAUUCGGGGCAAACUAAUCAGGGUU
Pistacia vera is the source of this 1614-nucleotide messenger RNA. RefSeq names its product lon protease 2-like. The transcript has 2 exons. Bases 177 to 1028 code for a protein of 283 amino acids. Lineage: Eukaryota; Viridiplantae; Streptophyta; Magnoliopsida; Sapindales; Anacardiaceae. The record is from RefSeq and is a predicted model, not a curated record.